Molecule: messenger RNA, 812 nt
Organism: Brassica napus (rape)
Lineage: Eukaryota; Viridiplantae; Streptophyta; Magnoliopsida; Brassicales; Brassicaceae
Product: probable NADH dehydrogenase [ubiquinone] 1 alpha subcomplex subunit 5, mitochondrial
Exons: 2
Coding region: 96-608 (170 amino acids)
Biological process (GO): respiratory electron transport chain
Source: RefSeq, a predicted model, not a curated record
UCGUAAAUGUGAGAGUUGACACUGUAAACAACAAACAAACCUUCUGAGAUUUCGCCGGCGAGAGAAGAGUGAGAGAGAGAGAUCCAACGGCUGAGAUGUUCCUUCGUGCAAUCGGACGGCCGUUAUUGGCCAAAGUGAAGCAGACGACGGGGAUCGUGGGGCUCGACGUCGUACCGAACGCGAGGGCGGUGCUGAUCGAUCUCUACAGCAAAACCCUAAAGGAGAUCCAAGCCGUGCCGGAGGACGAAGGAUACCGUAAAGCGGUGGAAUCGUUCACGCGCCACCGUCUCAAUGUGUGCAAGGAAGAGGAAGACUGGGAGGCGAUCGAGAAGCGUCUUGGCUGCGGUCAAGUCGAGGAGCUCAUCGAGGAGGCGCAAGAUGAGCUCACACUCAUUGCGAAGAUGAUCGAAUGGGACCCUUGGGGUGUUCCAGAUGACUACGAGUGUGAAGUAAUUGAGAACGAUGCACCCAUUCCCAAGCACGUUCCUCAGCAUCGACCUGGUCCUCUUCCUGAGGAUUUCUACAGAACCCUUGAAGGUCUAAUUUCAGAGUCCAAAACAAAAAUCCCAGCUGCCGCUACCUCCACUGAUUCGCAGUUGAAGGAGUGAGUAACUUCCAGUUCUACAUUGUUUGUUUGUGUUCUUUGUUGCUUUGUUUGGCCACUGUUCAGAGACAGCGAGCCUAUGAAUAAACUGGUUAAUAAUCUUUGAAAACUAGAACAAUAUCACUCGUUUCAUAAAUGUUUUUAUCUUUCUUCUCAAAGAACGUAUGAUGUUUCAUCCCCUUUGCAAAGAGCAUUUACUUUUCUUUAA